Molecule: messenger RNA, 1047 nt
Organism: Durusdinium trenchii
Lineage: Eukaryota; Dinophyceae; Suessiales; Symbiodiniaceae
Source: the annotation of a GenBank genome assembly
UUCCAUCUGCCCCCUAUAGCUUUCGGUCAUGCUAUGCCGAAGCCAUGGCAGCCAUUAAUCCCCGAUCACAGUUUAUUCCCGAACGCUGGCCCUGUCGAAGAGAUCUUGACGAACACCGCCAAGAUCCCUCCCAACUUUGAGCCCGUUGAUUUGAAGAACCGCGACUUCGAGGGUUUGGUUCAGGAGGAGCGACCGGACCGGCUCCUUCGACAACAUGGCUUGGACCCUGAGAAACAAGUUGCCUGGCGAUGCAUCCCAAUGGAGGAGGUCAACGUCAAGGGCAGCGAGGUCGCAUCCCGCAGCGGCUUCGCUCCGGUGGGUUUGGCCGCGCGGCCGUCCGGUGAGAUCGCUUGGAGGAUCCCCGCCGAGCCGCCCAUCUACCAGAACAUCGAGGAAACGGACCCUGCGGCCGGGCUUUGUCAUCCGCGGCAUCCCUGCAAGGACAUGGCCAAAAAGAUCCUCAAGGACCCCGCAGGUGUGCCCUACUGGGUCAUCACUUCUCAAGGAGGCAAGCCAGACGAAGAGAUGGACACUGGGCCAGUGAGCCAAUCCAAAGGGGUGAUGAUGAGCUGCCAACCGAAUGGCCAUAUGGAGUGACGAUGUGGCAUUGCUGCGGCGGUGUUUCUUUUUUCAGCUGUACUGUGCCCGCCUGUGCGUUUUGAAAAGCAUAGAAGUAAGUUAAAAGUAAAUUGAACAUACAAACUAAACACACGUCAUGGAAUUUCACGGUUCAGACCUCACCAGGCAGGCGUGACCAGCGCCGUCGCUACUUCUCAGUUUCACUGGCCGUGCAGGAGCGCACGCCCCAUGCGCCGAAGACGCCGGAGAUGGAGCUUUUCCCACCGGGCCUCAGCGCGCUGCCCAAAUUCCUCAAAGGUGCAACAGGAGCGCAGUUCUUGUGAGCGUGACGAAAGCAGACGGUGCGUCGGGUGCGUCGCCGUGGGCCUCGGCCCACGGGGUGAUCCAUCAGCGAUCGGACCUCUUGCGGUCGCAAAAGGCGAGCGUUUCGGGUGCCCAGACACGACGUGUUUGGGACCCGACCCCGAC